Messenger RNA from Morus notabilis, 1156 nucleotides. RefSeq lists its product as uncharacterized. The transcript has 5 exons. Bases 113 to 1024 code for a protein of 303 amino acids. The record is from RefSeq and is a predicted model, not a curated record. NCBI's taxonomy places the organism in Eukaryota, Viridiplantae, Streptophyta, Magnoliopsida, Rosales, Moraceae. Gene Ontology annotation, cellular component: chloroplast.
GCCAACCUUAUCCAAAAACGAGAGAUUGAGAGGGAAAAAAAAUCCACAAGAGAGGCUCAAAAUUGUAUGUAGCCAAAACAAAGGGUGUCUGUGGCAAACGGUAUGGGGAGAGAUGAGUGCCUCUGUUUCGUCCUCUGCUCUCGUCGCCACUGGCACUACGGCCGCCGCCACCGCCGCCACCGGACUUAGUCGGAGAAGCUGCCGGAGCAAAUGCGUUUUCACUUCCAAACCUUUCACUUUGCCCUCCCAUUCCAACCACGCUUUUUCGAUCCGAGUUACAAAUGAUUCUAGUAGGACAGAAGUGACAAGUGAGAGAUCAGAAGCUGAUAAGAUAGUAGAUGGAAUGGAGUUUGGGGACUUGUGCAAUGAGUUUGAGUGUAUAAGUAGUCCGUUGGUGGAAUCAACGGCCAGACAACUUGUUCGUGAUAUCCUAGAACUUAGAGAAGGCAACCGUGCCCUUGGUACUUUUGCCAUUUCCGUUAGAUACAAGGAUCCAGUUAGAAGUUUUACAGGCCGUGAAAAAUACAAGAGACCUUUAUGGGUAACCAAUGCACUAGACAAACCCUCUGUGAGUGUGCAAGAAAUGGUUAUGUUAUCAACCAGUGAGCUAAUUAUCAAGUGGACGAUCAGAGGAAAGCCAAAGUCUUUCAUUGCUGGUAUUGGAGGAGAUUUGGUGAUGAGGAUCAACUCAAAGUUUAUUCUAAACCAGAUUAGUGGCCAAGUGAUUGAGCAUGAAGAGUCAUGGGAUUUAUCAUCUUCAUCAUUCAUUGCUCAGGCAUAUUUCUGGACAUCCCGUCGACUUUUUGCCGCGUCUGAGGGCACGAAAGACUUGGCCGAUCUUGUGAAAAAUCUGUCCAGCAGUUUCCCAAAAGAAAAGCAAAACACGGAUAUUUAUCCAGACCCGUUGGGUGAUCCAACAAAGUUCUUUCAGAGGGACGACAGCUUUCAAAGAGAUGCAUACCAGAUUGCACUCCUUCUGGCAGUUCUGUAUUUCGUUGUACAGUUUUUGAGGACAACCUUGUAAAGCCUGUCUCGCCUAUACUUGUAUUCAUAUGUGUAAUUACCCAUCUUGUACAUGGCAGUAUCAAUUAAAUUUAAGUUUGUUUUGUGAACAAAAAUCGUUUUAUGUCUUAUUUAAAUUGUAUUUCAAUUUGUA